Brachypodium distachyon (stiff brome) is the source of this 1644-nucleotide messenger RNA. RefSeq lists its product as uncharacterized. The record is from RefSeq and is a predicted model, not a curated record. The transcript has 2 exons. Lineage: Eukaryota; Viridiplantae; Streptophyta; Magnoliopsida; Poales; Poaceae. The coding region runs from base 784 to 1503 and encodes 239 amino acids.
UGUCUUCUCCUUAAACCCUAGCCCAAUCCCCUUCCUUCCCCACUGCCCCCCGCCGCGAGAUUCUCCACGAUUCGGAGCUAAUCCGGCCUGGACCGGCGAUCCCUGCCCCGAUUCUCGGCUCUCCGCAGAUCUCGCGCGGCCAUCGCGGCGCCGGCGGCGGGAGGCGCGGGGCACUCAAGGCCCACCUUCAGGACCGCAUCCUCAACUACGGCGACGGCACCACCUCGCCCACGCUCUUCGUCUUCCUCGCCUGCAGCUACCUCGCGACCCACAGCUUUCGAGUCAACCACUAAUCAAUCCCCGAUUGGACGUCUUCACCAUCCCUGUUUUGGCUGCCAAAAAGUGAAGCAAGGGAACAAGCUCAACCCUUCCAGAGAACCAUGGCGUUUGCAGAGGCCCUCGCUCCCCUCCGAGCUCCUCAGCCGCAUCGCCGACUGCUUCCUGGCCACCAGUGACAUCGACUACUACAUUGACUUCCGUUCUGUCUGCCACAGCUGGCGCGAUGCCACCGAUGACCCCAAGAGUACACCUGAUCCUCGUUUCAGGCCCCGCCACUGGGUCACCGUUGACAGGGUCUUCUGUACCGGAACGUGCCUCUUUGUGAACACCGCCACGGGCCGCUUCGUCCACAAGGAGCUCCCGGUGCUCUGUAACUAUUACGUUACCGGUACCACUACGGAUGGUCUCCUUGUUUUGAAGGCCAAAACCUCCCCUCACGCGGUGUGUGUCCUCAAUCCUUUCACAGGCUACUUGAUUCCCUUCAGAGUGACCCUGCCUGAUGAAAUGACUCUGGAGGUUGCCUCUCUUUCCUCCGGUUCUUCACCCAGCCUUGCCCUGCUAUGCAACAGGUCACUUGUGGCGUACAUUGAUGAUCCCGACAGCUUGUUCCGCAGCUUACCUCGUAAGGUGUACAAGGCUGAUCCUUGCAGCGAAUGUUUCGCCAUGUAUGAGGACAGCCAUGCUUGCCCUUUGACUAGGUUGGCUGACAGAGGUAUCUAUGCUAAUGGUAAUAUUGCUGUGGCCCAAAUGGUCUUUAGUCUGGCCAGGUAUUUCAAUGCUGAUCCUGUGGAGAUGUCUGAUGAAAAAGAUACCCUGCUGUCUGAAGACGAAGCCGCAUGGAAUUUCUUGAUAGGAGAGGACAACCGUUUUUUCAUACAGGAGUCUGCUGGAGAAGUACUGAUCAUCAUUAAGCUAAAAGACGGCAUGGAGGUUUUCAAGGUGGACACUGGGAGAUAUAUAGUCAAGCAUCUGGAGAACAUCGGCAACCGUGCCAUCUUCCUUGGUGAUUAUAAGUGCAUGGUUGUUGCCGCUGAUAAGUUCCCUUCAGUUUGCGCCAAUUGUAUCUAUUACGUUAAAAGGCCAGACUUCUCCAAUGAUAUCAUCAAGUAUCACCUCGUGUCCGGGAGGGCAGAAAUAAUCUCUAAAGGAAGGUCUGUCGCUUCUGGUCCUUCCACAAUUAUUGAGCUCCUCCUGUACAAGAGUGUCGUCUUUCAUAGUUUGUAAUGGCUGUUGUUUUAUAUUUUAGCUUAAUUAUGUAACGACUUUGGAGGUUCGCACUUCUGCUCUGGCCGGUUUAAUGUUUUGGGCUUUCUGGAAUAUACUUUGGUUAGGUACAAUCCAAAAAUCGGUUAAUCUUUGCUCAGA